AUGUCUUCUAGAGAUAUUCUCAUCGAGCAGCUCGGGAACGAAAACUCCUACAGAGUGCUCGUGACAAAAUACUGCAACCAUAUUCGAGACAAUGACGACUUGACUCCGUUCUUUGGAGACAUUGACACAGAAAGUUUGGUCAAACUGGAAGAAGAGUUCCUCAAGGCAGCCUUUACAACGGCUGAUGGUGGGUCCGGCCGUAUGCACCGCCGUGUGAGCAGGCUUCAUCGCAAGCUCUUUGAUCUUGGAUUGGACGAAACCCACUUCGACGUGCUCAAAGAACAUUUCUUGGAUGCACUCAAUGACUUUUGCUUGGAAGAUGACGCCUACGAGGCCUGUAGCAAAGAUCUCGACUCGAUGCGAUACAUAUUUGAAGAAAAUGCCAGAAAGAAUGCAAAACGAAGGGGUCGACGGUCAUCCUUGGGGCAUCGGGUAGAGCCGAGUAGUGCCCCAGUCGACGAGACGACGAUUGCAGGAAUAAUCCCACCAAGAAGUAACUCUUUGCCUCCAAAAAGAAACUCGGAGGACAAUAAUAGCACCAGAGGUGUCAAGAGAGGAAUGCUUGCCGUGACAAAGUCUGGGGACAAACUCAAGGCUAUGUUUCAAGCAGGAAUAAAACAAAAAUUAAAUCAAUAA
Messenger RNA from Cylindrotheca closterium, 636 nucleotides. The record is from the annotation of a GenBank genome assembly. NCBI's taxonomy places the organism in Eukaryota, Bacillariophyta, Bacillariophyceae, Bacillariales, Bacillariaceae.